This is a messenger RNA of Engraulis encrasicolus (European anchovy), 614 nucleotides long. Its product is annotated as T-cell surface glycoprotein CD3 epsilon chain-like. The transcript is spliced from 5 exons. NCBI's taxonomy places the organism in Eukaryota, Metazoa, Chordata, Actinopteri, Clupeiformes, Engraulidae. Gene Ontology annotation, molecular function: transmembrane signaling receptor activity. Gene Ontology annotation, biological process: positive thymic T cell selection; cell surface receptor signaling pathway. The coding region runs from base 44 to 568 and encodes 174 amino acids. Gene Ontology annotation, cellular component: external side of plasma membrane; alpha-beta T cell receptor complex. The record is from RefSeq and is a predicted model, not a curated record.
UCUAGAGAGGAAAACUUAUUUGGAGUUCAGUACAGUGUUCAAAAUGAGAUGUUAUAUUUUUGUAUUUUUCUUUGCAGCUGUUGCCGCAGAUCAACCUAAAGGAUCCAUUUCUAUCUCUGGAACUCGUCUUACCGCCACUUGCCCUUACGAUGGCGCAACUGUGACCAACAUUGGUAAAAAUCCUUCAGAAUUUUUAAGUCAAGAUGGAAAAUACUCUGAGAACAGCAAAGAACCAGAUUUUGAAAAACACUUAUCCUGCACAAGAGGCACUGAAAUUGAUUUGAAGUUCUACAUCAAAGUGAAAGUGUGUGAGAACUGCUAUGAUCUGGAUGCUCCCCUGAUUGUGGGUGCCAUCGUGGCUGACCUGCUUCUCACCGGAGGCGUCAUCAUCCUCACCUACGCCUGUGGAAGAAGGAAGUCCGGCUCCCCACCUCAAAAAUCUACUGCCAAUCCACGCCGCGGUGCUGCCAACCCCAGUGCUCCACCCGCGCCAAUGCCAGACUACCAGCCUCUCAGUGAUUUCACCCGCAAUAGGGACACAUACGCAACAGUUAACAAGACUGGCUAGAGAAGCAAGGAUAUUCCUCAACUCUCUCUCUCUCUAUCUCUCUCUC